This is a messenger RNA of Hippocampus zosterae (dwarf seahorse), 2317 nucleotides long. RefSeq names its product GRB2 associated, regulator of MAPK1-like (gene garem2). The coding region runs from base 38 to 2200 and encodes 720 amino acids. The record is from RefSeq and is a predicted model, not a curated record. The transcript has 7 exons. Lineage: Eukaryota; Metazoa; Chordata; Actinopteri; Syngnathiformes; Syngnathidae.
CUCCUCGUCGUCUCCGGCACAGUGAUGACCCGGGAGGAUGGAGAAGUUGUCGGCGAGCCUGUCGGAGAUCUCCUGGAGCCCGCUCGCGCUGCCGUUGGACGCGGUGGUCAGCAAGUUCCGUCUGCCCACUCUGGUCCGCCUGGCCCACGGCGAAUGUGUUGAGGGUCUGUCAGAGGAUGACGUGGUUCUGCUCCACUCCUGCCGUCAGUGGACCACAGUGACCGCUCAUAGUUUAGAAGAAGGCCAUUACGUCAUCGGGCCCAAGAUUGACAUCCCUCUACAAUACCAAGGAAAGUUCAAAUUGUUGGAUGAAGACAGAGACAUCAGGGAUCCCGUCCAGUAUUUCUGCAGCGUGGAGGAGGUCGCCGGAGUGUUCCCCGACCGAGUCUUUGUCAUGGAAACAAUCACUUUCAGCAUCAAGGUGGUUUCGGGGGAGUUCAGCGAGGACAGCGAGCCCUACAGCUUCACUCUGCAGGCUGGAGAUGAGCUGUCGCUCAUGGGGAAGGCCGAGCUUCUAUGCGCCACGCCGACCAAGGAAAAGACCGGGCUGAGCGCACUGUUGAGGCGCCUGGGAAAGACUCCCCGAAGUAAAACUCCCUGCCUGGUGUGUAUGAACCAUCGCACCAAUCAGAGCCUCAGCUUGCCUUUUGCCUGCCGCGGACGCUUUUGCACACGCUCCCCUUUGGAGCAAGGCAUGCUGGGGGGAGAGCACACGGUGCGCAGCAUCAUCGAGCGGGUGCGCCUCCCCGUCAACGUGUCGGUGCCGUCGCGGCCGCCGCAAAACCCCUACGACCGCCACGCGGUACGAGAAGGCCACCGCUUCAAGCUGCUCAACAUCGUCAGCAAGACGGUGGUGCUCUGCAUGGUCCUUCGGCGACAGGAAGUGUCGCCCUCCCACUUCCUGCUGCUACGCUGCAUGCCCCGGUUCAACGUGGCCGACGCCUGCGCGCACGCGGCGGCCGUGGAGAGCCUGCUUUUGCGCUACGCCUUCGACCCCGACGCCUACUCUCGAGCUGUGAGGGAAACCCGUCCCGAGUUGGAGUGUAUGACAGAGGAGUGCGUGAGCCCGCGACGAUCGCGCACGUGUGUGUCGGCGCAGGACUCGUUGGCGCCGGCCCUGCAACGGCUGUCAAUGUGCAACUAUGGGGGCGGGGUCUCGGACAGCCUAUCGGAGCGCUGCGGGGACUCUCUCGGGGUCCGGCUUGGGGAGGGACCAGGCGAGGAGAGGGAGUAUGUGACACCUGAGUGGACCGAGGCUGAAAUGAGGACCGCUGAGGAGAUACCUUACGAGGAACUUUGGACCAGUCAGAAUGCGGACGGCCUUGGAAAGGAACCAAACCUCAUUUCUUUCCAUUCCUCCUCCUCAAUGGAUGGGUCGCUGGGCACCGUGGUGACAACAGUGACCGCUCCUCCGCCGGUACCGCCAAAAUCUGAUGCUGUGAGAGAGGAGUGUCGCUACUUGAUUGCUCCUCCAGUCCCUCCUCGUGGCUCUAAAGUGGGCUCCAUCCCCAGCUCGGCUCCCAGCCCUCCUGUCCCCCCUCGCUUCACCAAGGCCUCCACUUGCUCCAGACCUCAUCUUUCCUUCUACUCCUCAGGACUGCAGGACAGCUGCUCGCCCUCUCCAGAUACUUCCCUGUACUGUUACCCUUGUUCCUGGACCGACUGUCCCGCGCCCAACCCCACCAAUCCGGAGCCAGUCUCGACCAUCCCCACUGACAAUGCAACCAACCCUCAGACGGCACAGGCCACCUGGGCCGAGCCGUGGAUGGACUGCUUCAGCGCCGGGCCUCGACUGAGACCUCAGCCGCCGCAAAGUCGCUUUGCGCCUUUCGGUGCUUUGAACCCUUUCAACCGCCAGUCGCCUUGCCCAUCGCCUGAACUGGCGGACAGUCCGGAAUCUUCCAGAGGCGCGGAGGGAGGCGGGACAAGUACAGGCGCGAACGAAGGCUCGGCUGCACCCGCCGACUCGACCUGGCGCCCCCCAGCCGACUUGUCCGCGCUGUCAUUGGAGGAAGUGUCGGCAUGUCUGCGCUUCAUCGGCCUGUCGGAGGCCGCGGUGGCCAUAUUCCAGAGGGAGCGAAUCGACGGCAGCCUCUUAGUUCAACUGACCGAGGACAUCCUGUCGCAUGACUUUCACCUGAGCCGACUCCACGUCACGAAGAUCACCCAAUUCAUACAAGGGUGGAGGCCCAAGAUCUAACACCCACACCAAUUCCCUGUCGACCAAUCCAAAUCACUGCAACAAGUGUGACAUCAUAUGGUUAUCAGUUAGGUAUGAAUAACCCUCCACAAUAAAAACAUAGAAAUUGCACAUCAA